Molecule: messenger RNA, 2822 nt
Organism: Nannospalax galili (Upper Galilee mountains blind mole rat)
Lineage: Eukaryota; Metazoa; Chordata; Mammalia; Rodentia; Spalacidae
Gene: Ngly1
Product: N-glycanase 1
Exons: 12
Coding region: 99-2057 (652 amino acids)
Biological process (GO): protein deglycosylation; glycoprotein catabolic process; protein quality control for misfolded or incompletely synthesized proteins
Cellular component (GO): nucleus; cytosol; cytoplasm
Molecular function (GO): peptide-N4-(N-acetyl-beta-glucosaminyl)asparagine amidase activity
Source: RefSeq, a predicted model, not a curated record
CCCCCUGGCUUCGGGCCUCCGCCGUGGUCGCGCGCUGCUGAGGCGUCUGCUCAGUGCGGACGGCGUCGCGCGAAGGGCGGCGAGGGCAGCGGUCAGGUAUGGCGUCGGCGGCGCUGGGCGGCUCGGCGGGCUCGCGGUCCACGGCUGUGGCGGAGCUCUGCCAGAACACCCCGGAGACCUUUCUGGAAGCCUCCAAGCUGCUGCUCACCUACGCCGACAACAUCCUGAGAAACCCCAGUGAUGAGAAGUACAGAUCUAUCCGUAUUGGAAACACAGCCUUUUCUACCAGACUCUUGCCUGUCAGAGGAGCCGUUGAGUGUUUAUUUGAAAUGGGCUUUGAAGAGGGUGAAACACAUCUUAUCUUUCCUAAAAAUGCUUCAGUGGAGCAGCUGCAGAAAAUCCGAGACCUGAUCGCCCUGGAGAGAAGCAGCAGAUUGGGUGGGUCAGAUACGAAAGCGGGGUUGCCUCAGCAGCCUGCUGCCAGUCCCCAGCUUCCCACAGCAUGGUCUGCAGGUCCGAAUGCAUUAGCCCAGCACCCAGGAGACCAACCAGGGCAGCCUCCAAGAGCAUCCUUUGCGCCAAAGAUUGUUGCUGAUUCAACCAUUCUAAAAGUCCUUCAGUCCAACAUUCAACAUGUAGAGCUCUAUGAGAACCCUGUCCUCCAGGAGAAAGCAUUGACUUGUAUUCCAGUCAGUGAGCUAAAAAGGAAAUCUCAGGAGAAGCUGUCCAGAGCUAGGAAACUAGACAAAGGUACUAACGUAAGUGACGAAGAUUUUCUUCUGCUGGAGCUUUUACACUGGUUUAAGGAGGAGUUUUUUCGCUGGGUGAAUAACAUUUUGUGCAGCAAAUGUGGUGGAGAGACUAGAUCUAGAGACAAAGCACUGCUGCCCAAUGACGCUGAGCUGAAGUGGGGUGCCAGCAACGUGGAAGACCACUACUGUGAUGCCUGCCAGCUAAGCAACCGCUUCCCCAGAUAUAACAACCCUGAGAAACUUUUGGAAACGAGAUGUGGACGCUGUGGCGAGUGGGCCAAUUGUUUUACACUGUGCUGCCGUGCGUUAGGGUUUGAAGCUCGCUAUGUGUGGGAUUACACAGACCAUGUUUGGACAGAGGUUUACUCCCCUUCUCAGCAGCGCUGGCUGCACUGCGACGCGUGUGAGGAUGUGUGUGACAAGCCUCUGCUUUAUGAAAUCGGAUGGGGCAAGAAGCUUUCCUACAUCAUCGCAUUCUCUAAAGACGAGGUAGUUGAUGUCACUUGGCGAUACUCUUGCAAACAUGAUGAAGUAAUCUCCAGGAGAACCAAGGUUAAAGAAGAAUUACUUCGAGAAACAAUUAAUGGGCUUAAUAAGCAGAGGCAGCUGUCUUUGUCAGAAAACAGAAGAAAAGAACUUCUCCAGAGGAUAAUUGUUGAGCUUGUCGAAUUUAUAUCUCCCAAAACCCCUAAACCUGGGGAACUUGGUGGAAGAGUGUCUGGGUCAGUGGCCUGGAGAGUGGCCCGAGGUGAAAUGGGCCUGGAGAGAAAGGAAACCCUGUUCAUUCCCUCUGAAGAUGAGAAGCUUUCUAGGCGACUCCACCUCUGCUACAAUAUCGUGAAGGAUCACUAUGUCCGCGCUUCAAGCAAUAACGAAACCAUCUCUGGAUGGGAAAAUGGCGUGUGGAGAGUGGAGUCCAUAUUCAGGAAAGUUGAAACAGACUGGAACAUGGUAUAUUUAGCCCGGAAGGAAGGAUCAUCUUUUGCUUAUAUUUCCUGGAAAUUUGAAUGUGGGUCAGCUGACCUAAAAGUAGAUAGCAUUUCCAUCAAAACAAGUAGCCACACCUUCCAGACCGGGUCAGUGCAGUGGAAACUGCGAUCCAGUACAUCUCAAGUCACCCUACCUGGAGAUAAAACUCUUCAUUCCUAUAAUGAUUUUUCUGGUGCCACAGAAGUUAUUUUAGAAGCAGAAUUAAGCAGCGGAGAUGGCAAUAUUGCUUGGCAACAUACCCAGCUGUUUAGACAAAGCUUAAAUGACCAUGAAGAAAACGCUUUGGAGAUAAUUAUAAGAUUCAGCGACCUCUGAGGACUGAGCAUUAGGAGAAGCUGGCCACUGCUGAGGAUCUACUGUGGCCCCAGUGUGUUGGCUCAGCAUGUGUCUAGUUGGCCGUUCACCACCUGUCCAGCAGGCUACCCAUCAUGUAACCUUCAUUAAAGUAUGUCUUUAUACUGUGGAUCAUGGGAAGUCUUCGAUUAAAAACUCCUUUCCACCAUUGACCAGAAUUUGACAUAAAGUCUUACUGAUCUCAUAUGAGAUUCCAAUCUGAAUACUUAGUAUAGUUUUAAAAGAAAAUGAUGGUAUUCAUAAUUAAAUGCUAUUCAUAACUGUGAUAAACUCUUGGGCUCAUAGUUAACAUUUUCUGGUAAGAUUUUCCUAACAUUCUUAAUGUUGAAUAAAUAUGAAUGUAGAGUAUUUAAGUUCCAUAAUGCAUGAAGAUUUUUAUGACUGUAAAAUACAGACAGUUAAGAAGUAAAAUGGAUUAUUUUGCCUUACACCGUUUCAAUGGUUACUUUGGCUAAAACAAGCCUUUACUGUAGAUGCUCAGCACUGAAAGCCACCUGAAUACACACAUUGUGAAAGCAUUUAACACCAACAGCUUAAAUUCAAAACACAUUAUGAAUUCCUUAAUAUGUAGGAACUUGAAAAUGCUUUACUUUUGAGUUGUAAACUACCUCAUGGAAUAAAAUGCUCUUGGCUUUGAAACUGUCAUUCAGUUUUAUCAACUAUGUCAAGGUGUUUUGUGUGACUUCACAUUAUUGCUCCAGUAAAAUGUAAGGAACAUUUACUAAG